Messenger RNA from Armigeres subalbatus, 5956 nucleotides. It is a transcript of the gene stai, whose product is annotated as stathmin. Gene Ontology annotation, biological process: regulation of microtubule polymerization or depolymerization; microtubule depolymerization; neuron projection development. The record is from RefSeq and is a predicted model, not a curated record. The transcript has 6 exons. Gene Ontology annotation, cellular component: neuron projection; cytoplasm. Bases 686 to 1597 code for a protein of 303 amino acids. Gene Ontology annotation, molecular function: tubulin binding. Lineage: Eukaryota; Metazoa; Arthropoda; Insecta; Diptera; Culicidae.
ACGUAAGCUAGCUUACCGGUUAGGUAUCUGAAGCGAGCCGUUGAUACUGGUUUAAGUAGAUUACCCGGAGGUGGGAGUAAGAGGAGACACGUGGUGGCAGUGGAAAAGCCUAUAGGAAUAAAGGAAGCACUGAAGUGUGGUGGUUGUUCGUCCUGACAAGCAGCGAGUAAAGAGCAUACACACUGAGAGUAGCUUUCGAUGGUGGUGAACAGAAUAAACUUUUGCUGCAUCUAAUGUGUGCCCCGCCCUGAGCUUCUACAGAGAGUUGAAAGUUGAUUUUUUAACAGAUAAACGAUAAUCUGUUUUCCGUGCAAAUUACUUGUGAAUUGAAGCACUUUUGGAUUACAGCAUUAGCAUUUUAGGAAUUGAGUUAGUGAUCAAUUGUGAUAGUGAAAGUCAUACAUUUUAGGUAAAACUGUAUUCGGCUUUUAAGAAAAGAAGAACGCACAUUCAGUGAGAGCGAGAGUUCCUUGUUUUGGGGAGAAUACUUACACCUAAAUCCCGACAAGCUCAGUUGUACCGCAGUCGUCGUCGAACAUUAACGCGAAAUUCCGUGUUGAAAAUCUUGAAAAUACAAAAGCAGCUAAGCUGUGUAAUAGUUCAAAAAACUGUCUGAUUGAAGUGAUAAAGUAGUGAUUCUACUUCUUUCGUUUGCUGUCGGUGUAAGGAAUCUUCAAAAGUCAAGAUGUUGAUUGGAUUAGUCCGAGAUUCGGUUAUGCAGUGCUUCUGCCACACGUGCCGAGCACCCAUUCUACCGGCAGUCAACCGCCGGUCAGCGCCCACAAAGAAACCGACCAAAACCCGCACCAAGCAGCCAAAAGCGUCCAAGAAGGUGAAAUUCAUCACUACCGAAAUCCGAUGCCAAGAAAAAUCCAAGGGAGGCCUGUGCUACGAGGUGAUUCUCGCCGAGCCGGCCGUCAACGUGACGCUACCGAAGCUGCCAGUGACGCCCGGUAAGGCCGUGUCCGCCGAGGAGAUCGAAGAGAAACUAAAAGCCGCCGAAGAGCGGCGUCUUUCUUGGGAGGCCAAAAAGAUGGCCGAAUUGUCCGCCAAGAUGGCCAAAAUCGAGGAAGCCAGCCGCAAGAAGGAUGAAUUAGACAAAAUGUUCAAGACGCAAGCCAAGGAAGCACUGGAAACCAAAAUGGAACAAUACGAGGAGAAACGGGACCAGCAGAUUUCGGAGAUCAAAGAAAAGUUGAAGAUGCACGCAGCGGAAAUUGAGAAGACGCGACACAGUCUUGAGCACGCGAAAACGGAAGAGCUGAAGAUUCAACUAGAAGAUAAAUUGCGGACCGCAGCCUCGUUGCGUCAAGAUAAGAUCCAGAAGACACUGGACCGGCUAAAGGAACACAACACUGACAAGCUGAACGAAGUGCGAGCCACCGUGGAUCUGCUCGAGUCACAGAAAUCGGAGGAGAAGACCCGCAUUAUCGAGAACAAACUGUCCACCGCCGAGCAGAACCGCGAGAAGGAGCUCCAGAAGAAGCUGGAGACCAUUCGCAAACACGAACGACGUGCGGAGAUUGUGCGCCAGAACAAGGCCGCCCUUGCCACUCAAAAGAAUGACGACUCCAGCGUCACCGCAUCAUCCGGUUAAGGAUCGACUAGAGCCAUCGUACGAGCUUCCUUCUUUAACCCUCUCUCUUUCUCUUCUUCAUACCUACCAUUUAAAUUGCAAUUGCAAUGCACCGACCGCUCGUCCUCCCCAUUUUCUCCCUAAGUAGUGCUAGAACAACAUUGGCGGCGAGACAUGAGCGCGUGAACAUGACACCAGAAAAGCUCACUGCGAAUCGCACCAAGCAAAACUAGAAGUACAUGAACGAGUUCAGUCACAAACACAGAAUAAAAUACCUAGAGAAUUAAAUAAAAGAGUUAUGAGAAAAUAAAUAACAAAGUAUCAAUUGCAAAACAAACAAGAGCAAAGAAAAUAAGAGAAUUGAUAUCAGCGAGCAUAGCAAGCAAAUCAGCAAGCCGAAAAGCAGCGCCGAACGCAAAAACCUAACAAAAAACUGUUUAUUGAUUGAUCUAGCCAUUUGAUGCAACGUGUGCAACCAAAAGAAGAUAGAUAGAUACAAAUGAAUCAAUAACAAAACUUCUUUAAAAGAAGACUAUAAUCGAUAUUUGAAAUAAAUUUGAAGAAAACCUAUAAUCACUACCUUUUUUUUAAACAACAACUAUUAGGAAGAACGCUGAUUCAAUCUGCAAAAAAGCAACAUGGUAGAACUUACUACACAAAACCAAUCAACAAAGUAGGUCUCAAAUGAACACCCUAUAAUCAGUUGAAGGAAAUUUAAAAAAUAUACUAUCACAUAAGGAAGCAAAGAUGACUAACAUUUAAAUUGCAACUUGAGUUAAUUUCUAUAAUCCAACAAUGUAAAACAGAUGGUGUUAUGUCGGUCGAUGGAAAAUCCUUUAGCGUUCAAAUAAAUGUAAGCCGAAUGUAUUUCUCUCCAUAUAACCCAGAAAAGUCUCUUUACAUGCAUAUAACGGAACCAUUUGGUGUCAGAACUUGAUCCGAAAAGAAGUUAAACUGGAUAUUACGUUUCCUAUAAAAGGCAAGUUUCAUUUUUUUUUUAUUUUCCAACCAAUCAGAAUAACGAUGAGGAAUUAGAAAACGACGUUUUUUUGUUUCAAAAUAAUAAAUUUAUAGCAUAUAAAUAGAUCUUAGAUAGCUCACAGAACGUGAACUUGAAAGCGGUAAGCAAAAUUUGUGUCUGCUAUCCAGAACAAGCGAUCGCAUCUCAGUCCCAUCAUCGACGGAAACUGCCCAAACAUACGUCACUCGUCUCACAAAAAAAUAAAACAAACAGGUGGAAAACAAACAAAAGUAACAAUAGCAGGAAUAGGAGCAGCGGUUUUGCUAAUGCUGCGACAAUUUAGGUAAAAAUGGACGCAAUUUUUUGAGUUAUUUUUUUGUAGUUUUAUAGAAAGCAAGCUUUUCGAGAUGGACAUUUUUAGAGGAAUACACCCAAUAGUAUUAGCUGAUCUAGGCAACAAUAGAAGCAUACAGAAGUCAGAAUCACUUAGAUAAAUAGCACGAGGGGAAAGUGAAACACAGUGAGAGAUCGAGUCGUCGUGUUCUCCAGGAAUGAGAGACUUCAGUGAGGUGCGACAUUGAUCGCUUGAUGUUUCAGUAUCGAAUUGGCUUACUUCAUUUGCUCUUUAUUGGUUGCAAACGAACGCAGGGAAGAAAAGGGUUUUGAUAAAACACAACCCAUAUUAACAAGUGGCUGACGAUGGGAAACGGUUGGAAAUACGGAUGAGUAUAUGAAUUUGUUGAGUUAAAUAAUAGUCGUGAAAUUAUUUUCACAAGUUUUAUGAGAAAGCUGAAAGGAAUCGAUCGACAACGUUGUUACACAGAGAUUUCAGAAAUUCCGUCGAGUACUGAUCGUAGUACGACCGACAUUGUAUGCAACACAGGGUCAGCUUAAAAAAGUUGAUAUUAACCAACGGCAUUAGACACAUGUCGUUUCAGACUUCAAGUGAAAGUUACUGUCUCAAAAAGUGCGAGUUUAACUUUUUUUUUCUAAUAGUCGAUGUCGUUGACUAUUAUAGCAACAACGUUCAAAUGAAUCUGAUCCGCAACGAAUUGAUAUAAAUUGCUUGACAAAUAUGUUGGUUAAAAUGACGAUGUUCACAUUCUGACUAGGUCAGUAGACGUAACAUCGAUCUCCAUACAUUGGAUAUAUAGAAUCACCAAAAAAAAUAUUUAUUAUUUAUACAGCAAACAUGAUGCCACAUCUUCCGUCAUUUUCCUGCAGGGUCUUAAAUUAUAGUGGUAAGAGCCCGGGGAUGAAUUUCCAAAUUUCAUAUCUAACAAUCCCAGCAAAUUGUUUCCCAAUUUGUAUUUCCGACGCUGUCAGGUUAUUAUAGGAUCAAUUCGGGUAGCUUCGAGACCGAACUUGAUAUGACACCAUGGUGUUAGGAUCCAGUCAACCUCAGCGUAUGAGUAAAUAAUCAAGGCUAUGAUCUGUAAUCGACAAGUUCAAACAUCUUGAGGGAUAAGCAAAGCUCAGAAUGGAUGGAUGACCGAAUAGAAGAGUAGAGUUACAAAAAGGAAGCAAGUUUAUGUUAAAUCUCAAUUUUAAAAUUAUUCUUAAAAAAUCCCUUGUAAGUUAAGUGUAACCUAAGCUCUAUUAAUUAUUAUUACGAUUAUCAUUACAUUAUUGAUACUGAUAGCACUAAAACAAGCAAAUUAAGACACACUUACAAAAAAUAUUAUAUACCUACAUUCAUAUUGCAUCGCCUCUGUGCCGCCUUUUUACAUUAUUAUUCUCUCUAUUAUUGAUUCUAAUUGCGAAACUAAGGAAAAAUCCAACAUUUAUACAUAUAUUUAUACCUUAAUCGCAAACCUGUGAUGGGAUGGGCGGAGGAAGGCACCUAUCUACAGACACAUUAAGGGUGCGGAACAUUUUAGUUCCCACCGCGCUUCUUCCGGAAACCUCCCGAACACAACGUUAGAAUUUUAAGUUUUGCUUAUUGGCAUUGUGUAAACAAGAGAUAGCUGUUGUGUAUCGUCACGAACGUAUAAGGAAUUGCAAGUCGGAGCUCGGAAAGCGUUCGGUACUUUUAAGUGCUUACAUUUUUACGUAAAAGAAGUAAUGAGAAGCCUUUUGUAAUAUAGAAUAAAAAAUUGGAAUGAAAUUAAAAUUCAGCUUAUCCAUUUGUUGAACUGAAACACCUGUUUGAGAGCUUGAUUGAUUCGUUUCUUUUAGUUUUGUUCAAAGCAUUCCCGCCUAAUACCGUAAUUAAUCUGAUAAAAGUGCGCAAACAUGGCACCUUUUUGUCACCUUUGAAAAGGUUUAACAGAUUGGCGAUAGUGCCACGCUGGUAUCUAUCUUCGCUUUUUUGUAUGAGUCACAAAAAAUAAAUACAUACAUUCAAAUCACACAAUUGUUUAGUCCCAAAAUAAACGCUCCGCGGACAAUAAGAUGCGCUUUAUUUGGAAUCACUCAUCACUAAGUAAAACUAAAGAUUAAACACAUCAUUUCGAUGUGCUUGAUAUGGAAACGGUGGAAGAAACAAACUCCCAAAUAGCGGAAAAAAGUGUUUAUACUAGCUCAAAUCACGGUGUUAUGAAUCGAUGUUCGCUAAAAUGCAUAAAUAAGGAAUGUGACAAAGACACAGACGGAACAGAGACUGGUUUACCAACGGAACAAAAUGGUGGUAAUAUUGUAGACAAAAAAAAACAAAAAACUAACAAAAUAAGUAAACUAAAUCUAGUAAAGUGCUUAAAGGACAUUAUUUUGGUAAAUGCUUUUUUCCCUCGGUUGGAUGCUUGAAUGGAAUGGAAAUACCAAAUUUAACAACAAUGUGUUGUAAAAAAUAAACAAAAAAUGAACUAUCAAAGCAAACAUUAAGUAAUAAAAAACGAUGGAAGUUUUUCUUCGUUCCCAACACAGACGCAUGAUUCACUUUCACUAAAUAGGAAAGCCCAGCAAAAAUAGAAAUCGAACAUUAUUGAAAAAUCUCUUUGAACAAAGUGAAAAUAAAAGCAACAAAAGUGUAUCAAAUCUAAUCUAAAAACGCAUUAUACAAUUAUCAUGAUUAAUAUAUUAUUAAAUCUAUUAUAUAUAGCACAAGCAAGCUUCUGUGAUGGGUUUCAUUCAUAUUUUUAACGGAAAAGAGAAAAAGGAAACAACAAUCAAGCAGCAACGUUAAGUAAGAUCAAAAUACCGACUUAAGUAUGCUUCACUAUGAUAUUAGUAACUCGGAGUCUGUGAAAAACAUCACCACAAUAAAGGCACAGCUCCAGAGCAGAAACAAAAUAAAAAUGAAGAAACAUCCAGCGGAAACCUAAAACAAGACAAAAAUGAAAUCGAACACAAAAGAGAGGGGUGCGACAAGGCAUCAGAGUAAGAACAUGCAAGACACACAAACAAAAGGAAUGAAUGAAUGACGAUAAUGAAGAAACGAAACAACAGUUUAGUGUAAAAUAUAAAACCAAACUAACAAG